AAACAAGAUGUGUCACUGGCUAGAUUUGCAGUUUCAUCCUAGCCAAUGGGGAUGAGAACUUGGGGGCUCUUACAUUCUAAUUGGUCAAAAGAAAUUUAUGAUGUAAUCAUGCUUAGCAACCAAUCAGACGCAGGAUUUCAAUCACCUUAUUUGCAUGAGACGUUCUAUAUAAAGACUGUCCUGUCUGUUGUCUAUUAUCUCUUCUGAUUCACAGCCAUGCCUGAGCCCGCGAAGUCCGCUCCCGCCCCCAAAAAGGGCUCCAAGAAGGCCGUGACCAAGGCUCAGAAGAAGGAUGGCAAGAAGCGCAAGCGCAGCCGCAAGGAGAGCUACUCCAUCUAUGUGUACAAGGUGCUGAAGCAGGUGCACCCCGACACGGGCAUCUCGUCCAAGGCCAUGGGCAUCAUGAACUCGUUCGUCAACGACAUCUUCGAGCGCAUCGCCGGCGAGGCGUCCCGCCUGGCGCACUACAACAAGCGCUCGACCAUCACGUCGCGGGAGAUCCAGACGGCCGUGCGCCUGCUGCUGCCCGGGGAGCUGGCCAAGCACGCCGUGUCCGAGGGCACCAAGGCCGUCACCAAGUACACCAGCGCUAAAUAACAAAUAGGCCGGGUACGAAGCAUCCAAUCAAGCAAUCAUGAUCAAUUAUGCUGCAAGCAACCAGAAAAAAGAGAUACAUUGUUGCUUUUCCGCACUAAAACAGACCGACCGACGAGGAUGGGAUUCGAACCCACGCGUGCAGAGCACAAUGGAUUAGCAGUCCAUCGCCUUAACCACUCGGCCACCUCGUCACGGCGGGGCCCUCUGGACCGUCCUUCCUUUGAGAAAGCGGCCCGGGAGCCGCAGGGGCGGGAAGGACGCGCCGGGUCGCCUGACGCCGUGCGCGGGGCGACCUGAAACCCGAACAAACCCGGCGCCCGGCGGGACCGACGCGGGACGGAGACUGCGCCGCCGGGUCUCGGCUUCCUGCCGCCGCCGAUCGCUGCGUUCUGGGGCGCGUCGGGCUCCGAAAACGGGGCUGGGCGCGGGCGGGGCGAGCGCUCCGGCCCGCCCAGCGGCCGCGACAGUCCCCUUAGCUCCCCCCUCCUCGGCCUGCGACAGGCCGCCCGUGGCUUGCUUCUGUGAAGUCAGGAGUCACCAAGAAUCCUGCUUCUCCUCGGAAGCCUUUAGACCCUUGGGGAUCGCUGCACCCGGUCUUCGCGGCCAGCGUCACCCGCCUCGGUGGAACUGACUUUCCGGCCGAGUCCUGCCUCCUCGCCUGGCUUGUUCCAAGUAAUAAACCUUUGCUUCAACGAAUUCUUUGGGUCUGUUCAGUGACUAAUGCAUACGUAUGAAUACUAAUUCUAAUACAUACGAAUACAUAUUAAUACAUACUCAUGCAUAUAUUAGAGAAUAUAUUAUGAUACCACGAGGGCGGAGAAAGGGCUUGCUUGUAAGUGGUGGUUUUAUUAAUUGUUUUCUAAGAAGCAAGUGGACUUAGAAACUUAAGACUCCCCUCCUUCCGUUUCUUGAACCUGGGCCAGACAACUACUUCCCUGCACAGGGAGGAUUCUACACAGGGUCUUCCCUGGAGCUGUGAGAUGCCCAUGAU
Molecule: messenger RNA, 1588 nt
Organism: Sorex araneus (European shrew)
Lineage: Eukaryota; Metazoa; Chordata; Mammalia; Eulipotyphla; Soricidae
Product: histone H2B type 1-J
Exons: 2
Coding region: 217-597 (126 amino acids)
Cellular component (GO): nucleosome
Molecular function (GO): protein heterodimerization activity; structural constituent of chromatin; DNA binding
Source: RefSeq, a predicted model, not a curated record